Molecule: messenger RNA, 1219 nt
Organism: Armigeres subalbatus
Lineage: Eukaryota; Metazoa; Arthropoda; Insecta; Diptera; Culicidae
Gene: I-2
Product: protein phosphatase inhibitor 2
Exons: 4
Coding region: 392-1033 (213 amino acids)
Biological process (GO): regulation of signal transduction
Molecular function (GO): protein phosphatase inhibitor activity
Source: RefSeq, a predicted model, not a curated record
AUCGAAGAACCGCCGUCUUUUGCAAAAGCCAUCAGAAAAAAAGGAACGGCAGUCACUUUCUACCGAGUAGAAACCCCAUCAGUAAAACAACAGUAGUGAUUAGAUUAUCUCCGUUAUCUCUGAGAUUAAGUUUCUUUUCAUCCCAAAUUUGAAGUGAAGAAGAAACGGCAAAGUUAAUUGUUUUGAAAAGUUGUCCCUGGUUUGUAGCCUGAAACGCUUCGGAUCCAAAUUCUAGUUUUUCCGGAAAAUCUUGAUUUGCAACGAAGGGCAAUAAGCUGCAUCCGUAAAAGUACGAAUUAUUGGGUGGAACCAGGAUUGCACCGAAACAAUUUUUGUGAACCCGAGCAAGUGUAAAUUAGUCAAAAUUAGCGCGGAAUCGAGAGUUCGUAAGAUGUCCCUGCAGACGGACUCGCCGGAUGCGAAAAAGCCCUGCAAGGGCAUCCUGAAGUCGUCUAGCAGCUUCGACAAACAUGCCACAACGGCGGCAGCCGCUUCGUCAGUCAGCCACCGAAAAAGUGCAAAGUUUGAUGAACUGAAUGUGCUGCAGACGUACCAUCCACCGGAUAAAGAUUAUGGCCACAUGAAAGUGGACGAACCGAAGACGCCCUAUAACUACGAGGUGCCGGAGGAUUACGAUCAAUUGGAUGCGGAGCUGCUUGCAGAGAAACUUCGUGUGGCUGCUAACUCGAAAAGUGAUUCCCCCUCGGAUGAGGAGUCAUCCGAAGAAGAAGAGGAAGACCUAACCGAAGAGCAGAAGCAACAUAAACUGGAGUUCGAGCGACGUCGGAAGGCUCACUACAACGAGUUCGAGGCAAUCAAGCUGGCUCGGAAGCUGAUCGAGGAAGAAGACGAAGAUGAUGGCGAUAACGAUGCUUCGAAAUCGUUGGAAAACAGUAGGACAAGUGACGACUCACCCGAUAAGCAAAAAAUGGAGGUGGAAGAGCAGGACGAGGUGGACAAGAAGAGUGGAGCCGAAGUCGACAGCCAACAACCAGCAGGUACCAUUUCUUCUAUACAAGCCGACGAAGUCUAGAGUUGAACCAUGGCCACCUCGACAAUUAUGCGGUAGGAACGUGGGGGGUUCGCGCGUUUCGAUCCGAUGCAAAAUUAUAGUUUUCCAUUUAUACUCUGGGUUGCGCUCGAUGAAAUAUUUUAAGCGCAUCGAUAGAAAUAAUAUACUUAUAUUUAUGUGUAUAUUUUACAUGGCAAAAAACAAAAA